Rotaria sp. Silwood1 is the source of this 1866-nucleotide messenger RNA. NCBI's taxonomy places the organism in Eukaryota, Metazoa, Rotifera, Eurotatoria, Philodinida, Philodinidae. The record is from the annotation of a GenBank genome assembly.
AUGCCACCUGUAGGUCCUCGUCAUUUUUCUCAAUCGACUAGUCGAUAUACUAGUGGACGAGAUUAUCGAUCACAUAUUCAUUUUGAUGAUCGAUCAAGACGUGAUAAUCGUUAUGAUAAAAAACGAAAACGACGAAGUAAUUCACGAUCAGAUCAACAACGACGGCGAGAUGAUAGUCGAGGUUCAUAUUCAAAAUCAUCUACAGACAAAAAACGACGAAAAAUCGAAAGUGAUGAAGAAUAUGAUAAUUUAUUAAAAGAAGAAAAUGAUCCAGAAAAAAAAUUUCGUUUAAUUUUAAAAAAACAAAAUGUAAUCAUUAAAAAAACAUUAGCAAAAUCAUUUGAUUUGAGUACAUCUAGUCUAUCGAAGUUAUUAGUUGAUAAAUGUGAUGAAGCAAUCAAAAAUUCAAUUAUAUCUAAAUCUAAAAAACAAUUUGAACGCAAACAACUUGAAGAUUCUGAACCAAUUCAAACAUCACGUGUUGUUACUGAUGAAGUACAUUUAUGUGAUGAAAUAUCUCGUUCAGAUAUUGAUGAAUGUGAUGAAGCACCAAAUAAUGAUUAUAGUCAACAUUUUGUAAAUACUGGUCAAAGACCACAAAAUUAUAUUCGUGAUGCUGGUCUACAAAAUCGUUUUGAAGAAUAUCCAAAAUUACGAGAAUUAAUUCGUCUUAAAGAUGAAUAUAUUGAUAAAACAAAUUGUCCACCAAUGUAUUUACGUUGUGAUUUAUUAGCAAAUAAUUUUACAUUAUCAUCACUUGAAUGUGAAUUUGAUGUUAUACUUAUUGAACCACCAUUAGAAGAAUAUAAAAGAACAAGUGGAAUUCAUUUUGAUCGUUAUGUUACAUGGGAUGAAGUCAUGAAACUUGAUGUCGAAUCAAUAGCUGCACAACGAUCAUUUGUUUUUCUAUGGUGUGGUUCAGCUGAAGGUUUAGAUCAAGGAAGAGCGUGUUUAAAAAAAUGGGGUUUUCGACGAUGUGAAGAUAUUUGUUGGGUAAAAACAAAUCGAACUAAUUCACGAUCAGCUUUAACACUUGAAUCUGGUUCACUUUUUCAACGAACAAAAGAACAUUGUCUAAUGGGUAUUCGUGGUACAGUUCGUCGAUCAGUUGAUUCUGAUUUUAUUCAUGCAAAUGUUGAUAUUGAUUUAAUAAUAACUGAAGAACCAGAAUGGGGUGAUCCAAAUAAACCUAUUGAAUUAUAUCAUAUAAUUGAACAUUUUUGUUUGGGUCGUCGUCGUCUUCAUUUAUUUGCACGUGAAUCAACAAUAAGACGUGGUUGGUUAUCAAUUAGUUCAGAUAUUUGUACAUCAAAAUUUGAUAAACGUAUUUAUAAAUCAUAUUUUGAAACAUCAAUUACACAAUUAGAAAAUUUAACUGAACGUAUUGAACAAUUACGUCCAAAAUCACCACCACCAAAAGGUCUUAAAACAACAACAGGGACAACAGUAACAACAACAUCAAAUUCAAAUCAAAAUGCAACAUCAAAUUCACAAGCUAUUCUAUCAACAGCACCAUCAUCAUCAUCAUCAACAAAAGAAUUAACACCAUCAUCAGUUUUACAAGAAGGUCAACAAGCAAUACGUUCAACAAUAACUAGUAAUCGUCAAUCAUCAUCACGUGCUGUUCGUCCACGGUGGGGCUUAUAUACAGAUGAUCUGACAGAUGAUAUACCAUCAAAUGUUUAUCCACCUAUAAUGCUUUCACCAACACGUCAUGGUUAUCCAACAUCAUAUUCCGAUUUACAUUUAUUAUCAGAAUAUGAUUUUGCUAUAGCAGCAGGAAAUAGUAGUCAAAAUGAUUAUGAUACAUAUUAUGGACAUACAAAUGUUGAACAAAAAGAUGAUAGAACUAAUUUUCGUAAUUAA